AUGAGUUGGCCACGUCUAGAUGCAGAGCCAGCGCUAUGGCCAUGUUACGCACGUCUUGCCUUGGUGUUGGUGGCAUUGGCGUAUCUGGUCGCUGGGGCUGCCGCCUCAUGUGCCGGUCGGUCGGACGAUUGUCCUUCCAACCCGAUUCCCCUAAGGCGCUUCAAUCCGGCCAACUACCACGUUGAGACCUGCAACUUGAAGUGGACGCAAGGAUGCACCAUCUUGGACAAGUACGACAACCUGCAGCAGAAACCACCUCCCUUUUCCCUGUGCGAUGCAAAGCACAGACCUUCGGGGCUGCUGGCUACCGACGCUUACACGCUGGCGUUGCAGCAGAACGACUUUGCCCCGGGCUCACCCAACGUCACGCUGCACGGACUGUGGCCUGGCUCCCAAGGUGGGCACGGAGAAAAGAAUCAGCCCUAUGGCUGUCAGCAUGGCGAAGAAUUCGACGAGUCGUACCUCACGACCUUUGGAACCCUUUUGAAACACUUUUGGCCAACCGACUCGAAGUUCAACAACACCAUGAAUUGUUUCAUCCUGUCUGAGUGGAUGAAGCACGGCACGUGCGCUGUCAUACCUGGUGCUGAUGGACGUGCGUUUCGCCUGCCACAGGAGGCAUACUACCGCACAGCUUUCGUGCUGGCCAAUGAGUAUAACGCCAACUCGGCUCUGCAGGAACGGUUGCAGGAUAUGGAACCGCUCGUCAGUGCCAGCUGCGUGCAAUGUGCAUAUCUCGCCACAAUCGGCUGGACGGACAACACGGUGAAUAGCGUCCCGAGGAUGCCCGGCGAUUGUGUCGAUCAAUGCUUCGCAUGCGGUGACUCCUGGACCACCUGCCCUCCCGCCAAUCUCGACAGCACUGUCUUGCUUGACCCCACCAACGCACCCACGCCACACCACAACUACAGCAUUCCUCUCGUCGGGUUUGGAAUGCCAGCCCUGUCAAGUGACAUAAUCUCGCCAUGGCAAGGCACAUGGCGUUCGUUUGGAGCUGAACAGCACGGGUCUGGAAAGUUUGAAUUCGCUCAGACUUUCACGGAGGACACCCUGACAGUCACCACCGACAGCCCUUACCCACAAACGUGCGCGUAUGAGCUUCGAUCCCACCGAGAAAUUGCCUUGAAGAACUGUGGUGCAAAUCAUCACUUGGAAGAGUGCCUGGUGCAGCGACUGCCAGACAUCGGUGGCCUCGAGGUGGCCUUCCUAGCUUGUAACCACACCGGUGCCCCGGCACCUGUCGACUUCUACGCUGCAAUGGACACUCCUAACUGUGGCAACUUCCUCAUGUUUCGCUGCAAGCCAUCAUUCCCGGGCUGUGCCUUCUCUCCCGAUGUCACUCCUGCCGCCGCUCCACUGCAGCACUCGCCAGCGGGCAGCAAGGCGUAUAAGCCCAGCUCUCUGAGCCCCUAUCAACCGGGCAUCGCCGGAGUACCACCGUCGCUUCUGGGCUCAUGGCGCUCGCUCCAAGUAUCCGACCACUAUCAAGAGGGUCUGGCUCGAUGGAACUUCACUGCUGACGGCCAGGCCUCGCUGGAAUGGCCGAAUUACCCAAGUCGCGGAGUGCAGCGCUACGCAGUCACCCAUUCAGAAGGUGGCCGCAAUAAAAUAUUCCUCGCCAGCACCAGUGGCAGCAUCACCGCCUGCCGCUUCCAAAUUCAAUACAAUCCGGUAUACUCCUACGCUGUGCUUGGUUGCGGUGCGACAAAUCGAUUGGCGCCAGAUGACUUGGCGGAAAGCUUCCUGCGGCCGCACACGCAAUGGGCCAUGGGUCGAUGCAACCCAUGCAGCUCUCACUGUAGCUACUCCUGUGGCCCUGAGAACGACUACUGCGGAGCCGGAUCAUGCAGCCCUGCCAGCUCGGAGCCAUCCACUCACCCCUCAGAGCCACGCGAUGUAAUAACAAGCCUGCCCAUACUAAGCCACAAUUGGUGCACGCCUGCCGACUCCAGCUGCUGGCCCACCAAGGCAGCGAUCCAAGAGCUGGAGCAAGAGUUAGAUCCCGAUGAAGCACGGCUCGGUCUCAAAUGGUCCACCUACCCCAACCCACAGCCGGCACCGGUGCCGGCCGGAUCCACCAAGGACCAACCCUUUUACAGCCUGGGAGAUAAUAAGCCAAAGGGGUUCAAAGCCUUGUAUUAUUACGAGGAUUUGGACGAGAUGAAGCGCCCAUGCUUCAAGCCAACGAGCAACUCCACAGAAUGGAACAACGUGUCAGACAUGUGCAAGGCGGCUCUCCACCAGAAUGAGUACCGAGAUUGGAAUCCGUUCAUUGUGGUGUUCCCUCUCAACGAGCGACAUAUUGCUAGCGCCUUGCGCUUCGCCGCCCGUCACCGGUUGUGCAUCUCCACUGCCGGUUCAGGUCACGAGUACAACAGCCGCAACUCCUGCCCGACCGGCGGAAUCCUCAUUCGCACCAUUCUGCUCAAAGACAAAGCUUUCAUCCCCAGCUGGGAGGAGGACCCAGUCCUUGCUCCGAGCGGUGCAUUCAAGUUUGGUGCAGGCGCAGUCUUCGCCGAGAUGCACAACUUCUCCGCGCAGUACAACCGCGUCAUCGCGUCGGGCUGGUGCUCCACUGUCGGCAUGGUCGGCUUUCAUCUCGGGGGCGGCCACGGCCCCUUUGCCCCCACCAUGGGACUCGGUGUGGACAACGUGCUGGAGAUCGAAGUCCUGCAGAUCGGUCAGGGCGCGGACGGUCAACCGGUGAUCCACAAGAAGGUGGCCAGCCGACAGCACAACCCUAAGCUUUUCUGGGCCAUGCGCGGCGGCGGUGGAGGUGUGUGGGGUGUGAUUCUCUCCAUGACCAUUCGGGCACACGCCGUCCCUGGCGGUGGCCUCAGUCACGUCUAUAUGACUCAAAGCGGCACCUUCUGUCCCGGUUCGAGUCCGUUUGGCUAUGAGUGGCUGAGGGCCAUGUGGAGUCGAUUCUCCGUUUGGACGCUGAUGCUGAACAGCAAGGUCAGCACGCAGCCAGGAUUCUUCAUUAACACCUCCAAGUAUAAGACGGGUGGUCUAUGCGCAGUCACAUGGGAAUUCAAGUUUGAAUAUUUCUACGCGGGGGGCCAAACAGAGCCAGAUUACCGUCUAUUCCGCGACCGUCUCCAGGAGGUGCUGGAGGUAACGAAAGUAGAGGAGCAGAACUUCAAAUCGGCCUUUGAUUACGUGCUCACUAUGCCGCCCAACAAAUUUCUGCUCGCCGUCGGUAACCCCCUCCCUGAUCCACACCCGCCUUCUGACAAUGCUACCGGCUCCCAAAACUCGGUCUUUGUCUCGCGACAAGCCAUGGAAACGAAAUUCGCCCCCACGAUGAUGGAGGUGCUAGAUAUUUGCGUCGCAUCCUUGAAGAAUCCUGACCGAACUUCGCCGGAUCCAGCAGGGUAUCGCUGUGGCUUUCACUACCUCUACACUUCGUUGACUGGCAAUCUGGGGAGCCCACAGCCAGACGGUACGGCUAUCUCACCUGGCUUUCGCUCAGCUGUGAUGUUGUGGAAUGCGCGUACCUUGACCACCCAACAAUCGAAGGACACUUUGUAUAGAAUUGGCCCGAACAGCUACUUCUCUGAGAGUUCCUAUGUCAUGCAUAACUGGACAUCUCGCUAUUGGGACCAGGCAUCGUAUGAACAGCUGCUGGCCAUUAAGAAAGCACACGACCCGGGCGACCAUUUCUGGUGCCAUCACUGCAUCGGUGACAACCCAGACGAUGCCUACGGAGACCCGCUCAGUGCUGCAGCCGGUUUGGUCUAA
Molecule: messenger RNA, 3744 nt
Organism: Trichoderma virens Gv29-8
Lineage: Eukaryota; Fungi; Ascomycota; Sordariomycetes; Hypocreales; Hypocreaceae
Exons: 1
Coding region: 1-3744 (1247 amino acids)
Molecular function (GO): FAD binding; oxidoreductase activity; RNA binding
Source: RefSeq, a predicted model, not a curated record